GCCGCCGCACGCAUGUACGCGCUGCGCCUGCGGCCCGGCGAGGAGCUGCUGUCGACCUUGAAGGCCUUCUGUUUUGACCGGGGGCUCGCGUCGGCCUACGUCGCGACCUGCGUCGGCAGCCUGCAGAAGGCGACGCUCCGCCUGGCGAACGCGGACCGCCACUCGCCGAACGAGAUCAGGUCGUACGAGCAGCGCUUCGAGAUCACGUCGUUGGUCGGCACGAUCUCGCGCGACGGCGGCGCGCACGUCCACAUUGGGCUCGCGGACGCGGCCGGCGCGUGCGUCGGCGGCCACCUCAUCUCGGGCGAGAUCUUCACGACCGCGGAGAUCGUCGUGGGGACGGUCGCGGGCGCGACCUUCGUGCGCGAGCACGACGACGCGACGGGCUUCCCGGAGCUC
Aureococcus anophagefferens is the source of this 399-nucleotide messenger RNA. RefSeq lists its product as hypothetical. NCBI's taxonomy places the organism in Eukaryota, Pelagophyceae, Pelagomonadales, Pelagomonadaceae. The annotation marks the transcript as partial. The transcript has a single exon. The record is from RefSeq and is a predicted model, not a curated record.